Nipponia nippon (crested ibis) is the source of this 2874-nucleotide messenger RNA. The record is from RefSeq and is a predicted model, not a curated record. NCBI's taxonomy places the organism in Eukaryota, Metazoa, Chordata, Aves, Pelecaniformes, Threskiornithidae.
AUGCCGUCUCACACGGGUGCUGGAGAUGAGGAUCUGGCCCCCGAGCCUCCUGCGGCCGAGCACCUCGAGGGGCUGCUGCAGGAUCCUGCUUUCUGCAUGUUCACUGUUGCCAGAGGAAUCUUCGAGUAUGCAGAUGGCCCCAAUACCCAGGUGAUGAGUGCUGAGGAGCAAGCCUUUAGAUUUUCCGCCAAUAUUAUUAAUAGAAACAGAACUUUGUUGCCUAACACAACACUAACCUACGACAUUCAGAGGAUACACUUCCACGACAGCUUUGAAGCAACUAAGAAAGCCUGUGACCAGCUCGCUCUGGGGGUCGUAGCAAUAUUCGGACCUUCCCAAGGCUCCUGUACCAAUGCCGUCCAGUCUAUUUGCAAUGCCCUGGAAGUCCCCCACAUACAACUUCGAUGGAAGCAUCACCCUUUGGAUAACAAGGACACUUUCUAUGUCAACCUGUAUCCCGACUAUGCUUCUCUUAGCCAUGCCAUUCUGGACCUUGUGCAGUAUUUGAAAUGGAGGUCAGCCACUGUGGUUUACGAUGACAGUACAGGCCUUAUACGGCUGCAAGAGCUCAUCAUGGCCCCGUCAAGGUACAAUAUCCGGCUGAAAAUCCGCCAGCUCCCGCUGGACACCGACGAUGCCCGGCCGCUGCUGAAGGAGAUGAAGCGGGGCAGGGAAUUCCGCAUCAUCUUCGACUGCAGCCACCUGAUGGCGGCUCAGAUCCUCAAGCAGGCCAUGGCAAUGGGAAUGAUGACAGAAUACUACCACUUCAUCUUCACCACUCUGGAUCUUUAUGCAUUAGACCUAGAACCAUACCGCUACUCUGGAGUGAACCUGACCGGCUUCCGGAUCCUCAACGUGGAGAAUCCGCACGUGUCCUCCAUCAUCGAGAAGUGGUCCAUGGAGCGGCUGCAGUCAGCGCCCAAGGCGGAGCUGGGACUGCUCGAUGGCGUGAUGAUGACAGACGCUGCCCUGUUGUACGACGCGGUGCACGUGGUCUCCGUCUGCUACCAGCGCGCCCCUCAGAUGACCGUGAACUCCCUGCAGUGCCAUCGGCACAAAGCCUGGAGGUUCGGUGGCCGCUUCAUGAAUUUUAUAAAAGAGGCCCAAUGGGAAGGAUUAACGGGACGAAUUGUCUUUAAUAAAACUAGUGGUUUAAGGACAGAUUUUGAUUUGGAUAUCAUCAGCCUCAAGGAAGACGGUCUCGAAAAGGUUGGAGCGUGGAGCCCAUCUGAUGGUUUGAACAUCACAGAAAUUUCCAAAGGACGAGGGCCUAAUGUCACAGACUCGCUGAGCAACAGAUCUCUAAUUGUCACCACUGUCCUGGAGGAGCCCUUUGUCAUGUUCCGUAAGUCCGACACAGCCCUGUUCGGGAACGACCGCUUUGAGGGUUACUGCAUUGACCUCCUGAAGGAGCUGGCCAUCAUCCUGGGCUUCACCUACGAGAUCCGGCUGGUGGAGGACGGGAAAUACGGGGCACAGGAUGAGAAGGGGCAGUGGAACGGCAUGAUCAAGGAGCUCAUCGACCACAAAGCGGAUUUGGCCGUUGCUCCUCUGACCAUCACCCACGUUCGGGAGAAAGCGAUAGACUUCUCCAAGCCCUUUAUGACCCUGGGGGUCAGCAUCUUGUACCGGAAGCCCAACGGGACCAACCCCAGCGUGUUCUCCUUCCUCAACCCCCUGUCUCCUGACAUUUGGAUGUACAUCCUCCUCGCCUACUUGGGGGUCAGCUGCGUGCUGUUUGUCAUAGCCAGGUUCAGCCCAUACGAGUGGUACGAUGCUCAUCCCUGCAACCCAGGAUCAGACAUCGUGGAGAAUAACUUUACCCUGUUGAACAGCUUCUGGUUUGGGAUGGGAGCGCUGAUGCAGCAAGGCUCUGAGCUGAUGCCCAAAGCACUGUCUACACGGAUCAUUGGUGGCAUAUGGUGGUUCUUCACCCUAAUUAUCAUCUCGUCCUACACGGCCAACCUUGCCGCCUUCCUGACGGUGGAGAGGAUGGAAUCCCCCAUCGACUCGGCAGAUGACUUGGCAAAGCAGACAAAAAUAGAGUACGGAGCAGUGAAGGAUGGAGCUACUAUGACCUUCUUCAAGAAAUCCAAAAUUUCCACGUUUGAAAAAAUGUGGGCUUUCAUGAGCAGCAAACCCACAGCACUUGUUAAAAACAACGAGGAAGGAAUCCAGCGAACCCUCACAGCCGAUUACGCCCUGCUGAUGGAGUCAACCACCAUCGAGUACAUCACCCAGAGGAACUGCAACCUGACUCAGAUUGGGGGGCUCAUCGAUUCCAAAGGCUAUGGGAUUGGGACUCCCAUGGGGUCACCGUAUAGGGACAAGAUCACCAUUGCCAUCCUCCAGCUCCAGGAGGAGGACAAGCUCCACGUAAUGAAGGAGAAGUGGUGGCGAGGGAAUGGCUGCCCUGAGGACGAGAACAAGGAGGCCAGCGCUCUGGGCAUCCAAAACAUCGGUGGGAUUUUCAUCGUUUUGGCAGCAGGCUUGGUGCUGUCCGUCUUCGUGGCCAUGGUGGAGUUCAUCUACAAGCUGCGCAAAACGGCGGAGCGCGAGCAGCGCUCCUUCUGCAGCGCCAUGGCCGAUGAGAUCCGGCUGUCGCUCACCUGCCAGCGACGAGUCAAACACAAGCCCCAGCCACCCGUCAUGGUGAAGACGGACGCCGUGAUCAACAUGCACACGUUCAACGACCGACGGCUGCCAGGGAAGGACAACAUGACCUGCAACACUGGAUUGACACCUGUGUUUCCCUAGGGAAUGGGAACGGGGGGGCGGGAGGGAACGAAUUGCAGCAGACAAGGCUGGAUGCACUCUUAACUAGGGAAGAAAGGAUUAAAAAACAAGAAAAAAAAAAACAGAAAAAAAAAAAGC